AUGGAAAUGGCUACUUGCGGAAAGCCUGUGGCAUCACCUCGGCAGCAGCAGCAGAGCACACCGAUGCACUAUGCCUUCCACAAUCUGGCUUCAGUAGCUGCUGAUGCUGCAGCCAGUGUACAUGCAAGUUCCCAAGGAGCACAACUCAGCGAUGCCAAAGCUAAAACUGUGCUGAAAGAAGCUGUGGAUGCUGUGAUCAACAGUUUUGCCAAACACACACAUGGCUGUGGAAGAGUAAACGUUGUGGAAGCCUUGCAAGAAUUUUGGCAAAUGAAGCUGGAGAGGGGUUCGGAUCUGACCAACGGAGCGCUGGUGGUCUAUGAAUCACAGCCAGCUACUGCACCACCAUAUGUUUGUUAUGUCAGCUUGCCCGGUGGCAGUUGUUUUGGUAGUUUCCAGGUGGUCAACACAAAGGCUGAAGCCCGACGUAGUGCAGCAAAAAUUGCCCUUAUGAAUUCCGUAUUCAAUGAGCACCCAUCAAGAAAAAUAACAGACGAGUUUAUUGAGAAAGCAAUACUUGAUGCCUUAAAUAGUUUUCAGGGUUCCUCCUCUGAUGCAGACAACCCUAGCACUGGCAUUGGUGCCUUCAAGUUCAUGCUGGAAGCCAACAGGGGUCGCUCCAUGCUGGAGUUUCAAGAACUCAUGACCGUAUUCCAGCUCCUGCACUGGAACGGCAGUCUUAAAGCUAUGAGAGAGCGCAACUGUUCCCGACAGGAGGUCCUGGCACAUUAUUCCCACCGUGCUCUCGAUGAUGAUAUGCGGUCACAGAUGGCUCUUGAUUGGAUUGCCCGAGAACAGGAAUCCCCUGACAUCAUCGCCUCGGAAUUGGAAGUAGCAGAGCGGGAUCUUGAAGCGGCAAGACUGGCAGGGAGAGAGCUGCGGUUCUACAAGGAGAAAAGGGAUAUUCUUGUGUUAGCUCUCAGCCAGAUUAACCCCAGUGAUGAAACAAUAGCUUAA
Molecule: messenger RNA, 957 nt
Organism: Candidula unifasciata
Lineage: Eukaryota; Metazoa; Mollusca; Gastropoda; Stylommatophora; Geomitridae
Source: the annotation of a GenBank genome assembly